Messenger RNA from Tachysurus vachellii, 1609 nucleotides. RefSeq names its product C-type lectin domain containing 11A (gene clec11a). Bases 319 to 1110 code for a protein of 263 amino acids. The transcript is spliced from 4 exons. Lineage: Eukaryota; Metazoa; Chordata; Actinopteri; Siluriformes; Bagridae. The record is from RefSeq and is a predicted model, not a curated record.
GAUUUCACACAUUAGAGCGGGCUUUGUUCCAACAAGACAGGCCUGAGGGUUUCUUUUGUUUGUUUUUUUUAGGAGAUGAAUGACUAAGAGUCAGAGAGAGAGAGAGAAAGAGAGAGAGAGAGAGAGAGAGUUAAUAUUCGGUUAAAACGACCCGUGGAAGUGGGAGGUGGGAAAAGAGUUUCCUGUUGUUGGACAAGAUCAGUCAGGACAGAGCGAGUGAGCAGCCCAGAGAGACACAAACUCCAGAUAGACAGACAGAAAGAGAUAGAGAGAGAGAGAGAGAGAGAGAGAGAGAGAGAGAGAGAGAGAGAGCAAAAGAUGAGGUUCUCUAUUCUCCUGCUUGCUGUGUUGGCAUUGCCGUGUGUGUCCUGGGCCGAGGCUGAAGGAAACGGCACUGCACUCGCCCAGGAUAUUCAGAGCGACGGCGUGAGAGGGCGAGGAGACACUCCCGACAUCAUUGAAGAUCCUGAGCCCACGGCCGCCGAGUCCGACUAUGAGAAUAACUACAACUACUUGUUGUCGCGGCUGGCGGCUGUUGACCAGGCCAUCCAUAAGCUGAACGUGGGCCACUACACGCUGGACGUGAAGGUGAGCCAGCUGCUGGACAGGCUGCUGCAGCUGGAGGGCAAAGUGGCCGAUGUCGAGGACUCCAUUCACGACGUCUCCAACUUCUGCAGGGAUAACCGCAGAGAAAUCGGCCGUCUGGAAGGUUGCGUUAAGGGCCGGAAGGUUGGUCAGAAGUGCUUCCUGGUGUACCGCGUGUACGACACCUACGUUGGUGCUUCUCAGAAAUGCCAGGAGCGCGGUGGACGCAUGGCAAUGCCGCGGGACCGGCGUGAACAAGAGGCUCUGGCAGAGUAUGUGAAGCUAGUCUUACCUGGCAGUAACUGGCCCGUGUGGCUGGGCAUUAAUGACCUGCGCUCUGAGGGGCUCUACCUGUUCGACGACGGCACACGGGUCACCUAUUUCCAGUGGAGGAAACACUUCCUGUCCAGCCAGCCAGAUGGCGGGAAACGGGAAAACUGUGUCGCAAUGUCCUCCGAUGACGGAGACUGGUGGGACAACUACUGCGAUCGCCGCAUGUACUACCUGUGCGAGUUUGAGGCUUGACAUGUAAUUGGGGUCAAGCCCAAAGUCUUCUAACUCAAAUUUAAAGGGGCAGUAUGUCAAUUUUUACUGCUUUCCUCUACAAACAGCCACCAACCAUCUGUUGGAAUGACAUAUUUCUUGUGACUUGCAGAGCUGAGCAGCUGAUUUCCAGGUGGGGGGUUUUCUAAUUUCAGAGACAGAAAUAAGGAAUCUAAAAUCCUGAAAUAUAAAACUAAAGGCAAAUUAAACACGCGCCCCGCUCAAUAGUUCACAACUACGUAGCAAUGUUAUUUCCGCUAAAAUACGUGACACACUGUACCUUUAUCUCUGAUGACGUCAUUAUUAUCGAACUACUUAGUAGUAACGCAGCUUUAACUCUUUAUGUAAGUCGUUUGUUUACUCGCAAUUUGCCGCACACGGAGCUGACGAAAGAAAGCGUUCUUUGUUAAGAAAAGAAAACAGAAGGGGGUUCCUGAGUAUUCUGGAUGGAUUUGAAUAAAACUUUUUUAAUUAACUGGAA